UAAAACACCAGCACGUCUCUUUCUCUUCCGUCCUCAUCUGACCGCCGCCAGGCGCACUUGGUCCUCCGCCCCUCUCACUCUCUCAGGCGACCGCCGCCAGGCACACGUGCAGCCGGGUGCAUGUGCGUUGUGACCUGGAUCUGAAGCCGCCAGCUGCUGCUAGGAGACAAGGAGAAGAUUAGAUAAUAGAGAUGGCUAGUGGAAGCUCACGGUCCCCUACUGUGCAAUCUGCUAAUACUGAUAGUCGUGCUGCUCCUAAUCCUACUGCUGCUGAUGAAAGGCUGCGUAGAACUCCUCUAGGGAAGUAUGUUAAAGUGAUUCAGAAAAAUAGCACCACAGGAGGAAAUGCAAGAUCUGAAUGUCUAUUUUGUGGUCACGUUAUUCCUGGAAGUUAUUUCAGAGUGAGGGCACAUUUGUUGAAGGAAUCAAACAAAGGCACAUCAAUCUGUAGUGCUGUGAAUGAUGAGUUGCUUGAGGAACUUCGGAAGGAAGAUGCUGCAGCUAAAGCAGCUGAAGCAAGCUCACAGAAUAGGAGUGUUCCCAUGCCAAUUCAGAUACCUUUUGCAGACUCAUCAUCUGCAUUACGCCAUUACCCCCUCAGGGAGCUAGGUCAGCAAAAAGAAAAAAACAGUCAACUAUUGCUGAUGGUUUCCAUCUUGAACUUCGGCGAAUGGCCGAUGCCAUUAUUGCAAGAUUGUUCUACACUGGAGGUGUUCCUUUCAACUUGGCAAGAAACCCGUAAUCGACAAAUCGUUUAGCUAUUCCUAGUUGAACUUGAACAUUUGCUACGCUAUGUUGGCCGUUUGGAAACAUAAUAUUUAUUAUCUAUUUCGUUCUCUAGAAUUAUUUGGCAAUUUACGUUUUUAGAAAAAUAAAUACUUGCUGUAUCGGCGUAUCCUUGUUUUUUGAAAAUCGCCGUAUCGCCGUAUUGCCGUACCCGUAUCGGCGUAUCGCGUAUCGGUGAUACUUGGAACAGGGAGGUAAAGCCACCUCUGGCUAUCAUCAUGUUCCUCGGUAGCCGCUCGUUUCACUGGCAGAUGAUUCUCAAAUCUACCUCACAUGCCGAUUGCUGAGCCACAUCUAAGUUAUGCUCCGAUGCGCUAUUUUAGGGCAAUUAUUCCAUCAAUUGCCAGCUUGAUUGUGUGGCCAUUUUUUUUCAAUUAGUACUCUCUGAGUUCCGCACAACAAAAAAGCUUAUCUGCUCUUUUUUUCUGAAUGUAGGUCGAAGAAGCGAGGAAAAAAUUAGACAAGUGGGACGACACAAGGCAGCCUCUUCUUGCAAGCAAGGAGUGAUUGGUGAUGUCAGGAGUGGAUGGAGAGUCAACAUGCUGCUGCAAGUUGAUCCAAUUCUGCAAUGAUAGACCACUCAAAUGAAAAUUCAGUAAUGCAUUAAUGUGCAGUUCAGUCAGUUUCAUAUGAGGUCAUACUGUUUCAGAACUGGCACACUAUUCCUUCUCACCUUUAUGGGUCGUGAUACCCUUUUGAGGCA
Molecule: messenger RNA, 1489 nt
Organism: Panicum virgatum (switchgrass)
Lineage: Eukaryota; Viridiplantae; Streptophyta; Magnoliopsida; Poales; Poaceae
Exons: 3
Coding region: 192-758 (188 amino acids)
Source: RefSeq, a predicted model, not a curated record